CUCCACCACACUCUACGGUAUAUUUUCGACUUCCUUAUAUUAUCUAUCUCAUCUCCAUGGCUGCUAAGCGUACCACCCGUACUUCUUCUCACAGGCCUGCCUCCAAGGCCACCUCCCCGGCCCUGUUUCGUGAGAACUCCCCUGAUGUCACUGACUUCAACAACGGCAACAAUGGCAAUGAGUCUACUGCUAAUGCCACCACCACUAAGAAGUCUACCUCCCAGGAGAAAUCCACCGUCAAGGAGAAGCCAGGAACCAAGAACGUUCCUGCCAUCGACGAGAAGUCUUCUGUCCUCAAGCCCAAACCCGCCGGCAUCAUCAAGAAGUCCAUCAUCGACAAGUCCACUUCUGCUACCGAGAAGGCCGCCAAAGCCGUCAAGCUCAAGUUCAAGCUCCGCCUCACUCCUCCAUUUGGUUCCUCUUCCGACGACGUCAUCAUCUCCGCUCCCGCCAAAAGUAAGCGCUCCCAAGUCCCCGCUGCCUGUCUCUCCUGCCGUUCCCGCAAGAUCGCAUGCGACGGCACUCGUCCCACCUGCAACCGCUGUGCCGGCCGCGGUCUCACGUGCGAGUACGAUGUCGGUGUCGGCGAGACACGCGAGGGUGCACUGCGUCGUCAGGUUGCUGAAUCUCAAGCCCGUGUUGCUGAAUUGGAGCAUCAGCUCGCAGCUCAGACCCAGUUAGCAAAUGAUGCUCUUGCGCAACUCCAGGAGGGUGAACGCGCGUAUGGGUAUUUGAGGGACCUUGCUAAGACUAAAGGUGGUGUUAAGGCUAUUCAUGCUCUAGUCCGCAUGGAGAAGAGCUUCCCGGUCCUGGCUAAGCAGAUGAUGGCGAUCGCAGAGCGUGCUGGAGAGAGGGAGGGUGUAGACUUAGAGGAUCGCAUUCUGGCCUUGACUGAGGCUGCUAUGAAAAUCGCUGGCAUUUAG
This is a messenger RNA of Lindgomyces ingoldianus, 923 nucleotides long. RefSeq lists its product as uncharacterized. Bases 57 to 923 code for a protein of 288 amino acids. Gene Ontology annotation, biological process: regulation of DNA-templated transcription. The transcript has a single exon. The record is from RefSeq and is a predicted model, not a curated record. NCBI's taxonomy places the organism in Eukaryota, Fungi, Ascomycota, Dothideomycetes, Pleosporales, Lindgomycetaceae. Gene Ontology annotation, molecular function: DNA-binding transcription factor activity, RNA polymerase II-specific; zinc ion binding.